Molecule: messenger RNA, 1906 nt
Organism: Paramecium sonneborni
Lineage: Eukaryota; Ciliophora; Oligohymenophorea; Peniculida; Parameciidae
Source: the annotation of a GenBank genome assembly
AUGAAAAAUAAAAGAUCAUUAAUAUAAGAAUAAUAGCCAGAUCAUGAUAUGAUAAGGAGAUAGAAUGAAAUAAUAUUGUAACCUGCAAUUUAAGUGUAUAAGAUGUAUACAUAAUUGCAUACUGCUUCUUAAGCUGAAUAAGUUGCUGAUUCUUUGACAACAAUAGAAUUUAUUUAGAAACAAAGUGAUAAGAAUAUGAAGGUCAGAGAUUUUGCAAUGUAUGCUGCUUAGUUUUUUAAAUAUGAACACUACAAUUUUGGUCAAGCAAUAAUGAAUUAAGGUGACUAUGGAGAUAGAUUCUAUAUACUUUUAGGUGGUGAAGUUGGAGUUUAUAUAAAAAGAUCAAGUGAGGAUAUUGAUAAAGAAUUGGAUUUUUUAACUCAAUAAAGUAGUGAAACAAAUAUUGGUGGUAGUUUAUUAAAGAAGAAAAAAACAGUUCAAUAUCCUUAAUUGAAUAGAUACGAUUUGGCUUUAAAAAUGUUAAUAGAUAAUUGUAUGUAUUUUAAUAAUGGGGUUCCAUUGUUUAAGAAAGUGUGGUAAUAUUAUUCUGGAUAAUGUUUUGGAGAUUAGGCAUUAAUUCAUGAUUAACCAAGAUCUGCCAGUAUUAUUGUUGUAUCUGAUGAAGCACAUUUGAUAUCUAUGAAUAAAUAAGAUUAUAAAUUGGUAUGUGAUAAAUAGAUUCAAGAAUAAAAUGUUAAGAUAGAAUAUUUUAUGAAAUUAUUUAAUGGUGCAUCUAAAUUUACUGUUUCAAAAUUCAUUCAAAAUCUAAGAAGUAUACAUUUUCCAUCUUAAACUAUAUUAUGGAAAGAGGGAGAUGAACCUAAGUUUUAUUUUCUUAUAUAAAAAGGAAGAGUAGAACUUUAUAGAGUUAUAACAGAUGAUUCUAAUACAGAAUAGUCUACAAAAAAGAAAAAAAAAAUAGUAUUAAGUUAAUUAUCAGAUAAUUCAUUUGUUGGUUAAGAAGAGAUAAUUGAAUCACUUCCUUAAAGAUUGUAUUCAUGUUAAGUUCUAGAUAAUACUCUUGCCUAUUAUAUAGAAGCAGCUGAAUUCAACAAUCUUAAAAAAAACUUUCCAGAUAUUGUUAAAUUAUUAAAAGACAAAAGUAAUUUACUUUAAGAAUAUAUGGUGAAUAGACAAAGUAAAAUAAUUUCAAUAUUAAAAUAACAUGAUAAAGCCUAAAACACAUAACCUUAAAUGUAAAUCACAGAAAGAAAAACUAUUCAAGAAAUAUUCAAAAAUACAGAAGAAAUACCUGAUAAAAAUGAUAUCAGAUCAUAAAAACCAAGAGUCUUAUUAUAAUCUGAAAUUGCAAAUUAAAAUAUGAUCUAUCAUUUAAAAAAAGUAUCACAUGAUGCAAAAUCUUAAUUCCUUAUGCUAGAUAAAGAAAUGAUAGAAUCAAUUAGAGAUAGAGUUUCUAGAAAAAUAUAAACUAAUGCUGAUAAGAAAACAAGAAUUAAAACUACGUCACUUGAUGAUAAUCAAAUUUUAAUUAACAGAGUUUAAAGUGCAGUAAGUACUAGAUCUAAACGAUUAAAAAGAUUUGAUAAUCUUUAAACUGUUCUUCAAAUUACUUCUUCAAAAAAUAAUCUUAUUUCACCCAAUUUUGCAACCUCUUCCACUACAACAAUACCUUUUAUUCAAAGAGUAUGGAAUCCUUAGACUAAAUAAUUAAAAGCAAGAAUGCGUAAAACUAUGAGUUGUUAGUUUAGUCGUAACACUCUUCCAACUAGAUAAACUGAAUCUGAUGAAAUAUUUUCAUAAUUCACUUAACCUAUUAGAAUUCAUACUGAUAAAUCUCAUAGUCGAAAAAUGUAAUUAUUUAUUUAUUAUAUAGAACUUCCUCUAUCGGCUCACGUUAGAAAAGUGCUUAAUAUUACAGUUUUAUUUGAUUAUUAUAUUUUAAUUA